Molecule: messenger RNA, 3866 nt
Organism: Amborella trichopoda
Lineage: Eukaryota; Viridiplantae; Streptophyta; Magnoliopsida; Amborellales; Amborellaceae
Source: RefSeq, a predicted model, not a curated record
AUCUUCAAUGUUCUUAAUUCACCUCAGAGCUCUGAUAAAUUUUCAUAAUCAGAAUAUAUAGAAAAUGGUUCUUCAUAGACCGCAGAGCAUGAAAAAAACUGUAUCUAAAGACCUUCAUAAGGUAACAUUAAAGACCUUCAUAAGGUAAUAUGCCGAAUAUUCAUUUGGGAUUUAAAAGACCUGGUACUCGGAGUGUAUCAUUUAUGUCUGGUCUUAUGUUACGGUUCUUGCAUCCUCUCAGUUUGUUCAUUACCGAUUAUACUGAGAUGCCUAAGCCUUAGAUUAUUGAUACAACAAAUUUUGUGAUUACUAAUCCCUGUAAUGCCGUUUUGCUUGAAUUGUAUUCAAAGGAGUCGUUGAAUUAGCAUCCCAAAUUUCGUAUUGAGAUAAUCCCUGAAUUAACAAUUGUUGUUGCUGUAAGGAAUGUGUCAUUCAAUUAGGAGUUGCUCUGUUAGUAAUUGAUUGGGACUUUGCCCUUGAUGUUUUGCUCUAUUUUGUUUUUUGCUUGUUAGUAAACUAACUCCCUUGAUAUGGAUCGCCUUCUAUUGCCUCUGUAUGCUAAUUCUUUAUGCAUGUCACCUGUUUUGCUCCAUUCAAAUUACUUGUAUUUUUCCAGGUUAGCAAACAGGGGAUAUUGCCAGCAGCGGAUUUCCCCAGCUUCCGCAGAGUUUACCAAAGCUUCCAGCCAGCAGUUUUUUACUUCCACCUCUAUCUUAGACUCGCAAUUUCCCAGAGAUUUUUCAGGAAAACACCUUUCAGUUACCAAAGAGGGCCUUCUCGGUGAUUGAUUGAAUUGUGAUUUGUUUACCGUGUUUUUGUCGUUCAUUUUCUUCAUCAUAUAGAUGUUUGUGGACAGUGUGACAACGACAACAACAAAUGCAACAUUAGCAUCCUUGUUGUCGUCUUCAUCAGAAGAAGAGGACUUCUUUGAAUCUUUAGAACGAUUGCCGUCAUCUGCCUCCACUUCUGGUCGCUUGUCAGGGUGGUGGGAUGCUCAAGAUGACAGUCUUGCUCGAUUCUCAGCACGCCCUUCUUAUUCCAUCAAUGACAAUGACGACAACUACGAUGACAAAGAUGGUGAUGACAGUGGCGGCGGCAGGUAUGAUGUGUGGAUGGCAGAGCCAGGGUCCAUCACAGAGCGUCGCCAACGACUCCUGCAAGGGAUGGGCCUCAGCAAUGAGAUGGGACUCCUACGCAUCACCAGUCUCCGGAAUCAUAACAGCAAGGACAAGCCCUACAACAGUGCCAUCAAAACUCCCCCUCUUGCUGCCCUUCUUCGCAUGGGUGAGGCGGUGGGGACAACCAACAAAAGUAUAAAGAGGAUCAAGGAGGUUGGUAGGUGCCUCACUUGGGCAGGAGGAGGAGGAGGAGGAGCAGUCAUUUCUCAUCCUCUCCGCCGGUCCAGCUCUUUCAAUGAUGUAAAGGAGUUCAAAGAUUGCGGUGUUAUAGAUAAUGAUGAUGACGGCAAAGGUAAUAAUGAUGAUGAUGAUGAUGAAAGGGCACAGGCAGAUGGGGCCACUGCUACAGAAGUGAAUGAGCAACAGCACUGCAUAAUAAGAAAUUUGGACAAUGGAAAACUAUUCAUUGUGAGGGAGGACGGAAUGUGGGAUGGCCGGCAGCUGAGCACGGAGGAAUUCGAGAGGUCCGUCGGUUACUCCCCAAUCGUCCAUGAGCUGAUGCGGCGUGAGAGCUUUGCCACCUUUCCCAAGGGAGGAGACUCUUCUUCUGCUUUCCCUACAGCAAAACACAACAACAAGCCACUCCUCUCUUCCUUAUCAACCAUGAGGAGAUCAUCGAAGAGGAGGGGAGGAGGAAGCAUCAAUGCGUUGUGGCUUAUGAAGAACAUCAGGGUAGUAGCGAGCAACGUAGUGGCAGGACAUGGCCAUGGUCAUAGUCAUGUGUACAACCACCACCACCACCCCAAGAGAGAGGAUAGGGGAGAUGUGUCAUCAGGAGGAGGAGGGGCAGAAGGAGAGGGCAGUUAUGUGUUGGAUGCCUCUGAGAGGAUGAAGGUGCGGCAGCAUGGCAAGUCCUACAAGGAGCUGACGGGCCUGUACAUGUGCCAGGAGAUUCAGGGCCACGAGGGCUCAAUAUGGAGCAUCAAGUUCAGCCACGAUGGCCGCUACCUCGCCACUGCUGGGGAAGAUUGUGUCAUUCACGUGUGGCAAGUCUCUGAGGCCGAGACCGGGCCCCAGGACAGGGACCGCCUGCUCUCAUCCUCAACGAGAAGGAGCAAGUCUUUAUCAUCAUCUUCUUCUUCUUUCUCUUCUUCUUCACAUUUCGGUGUUUCCAACAGGAAGCAUCAUUCUUCUUCAUCAGUUCCCCCUGACUAUUUAAUGAUACCUGAUACCAUCUUCUUGCUUUCGGAGAAGCCCAUCUGCUCCUUUGAGGGACACCUUGACGACGUGCUCGACCUCUCCUGGUCCAAAUCCCAGCACCUUCUUUCCUCUUCAAUGGACAAAACUGUUAGACUCUGGCACAUGUCAAGCAAGGCUUGUCUGAAAUUAUUUGCACACAAUGAUUACGUAACCUGCAUCCAAUUCAAUCCGGUCGACAAUAGAUACUUCAUCAGUGGCUCCCUUGACGCCAAGGUACGCAUAUGGAGCAUACCCGAUCGUCAGGUUGUUGAUUGGAGUGAUCUACAUGAAAUGGUUACUGCUGCGUGCUACACACCUGAUGGCCAGGGUGCAUUAGUUGGUUCAAAUAGAGGGAGUUGCCAUUUAUUCAGCAUGUCAGGAUGUAAGCUGCAGCAGAAAAGUCAGAUAGAUAUGCAGAACAAAAAAAAGAAAUCCCAUGCCAAGAAGAUCACUGGUUUCCAGUUUGCCCCUGGUAGUUCCAGUGAAGUUUUGGUAACUUCUGCUGAUUCACGGAUACGUAUCUUCGAUGGCACUGAACUUAUCCACAAAUACAAAGGUUUCCGCAACACAAGCAGCCAGAUAUCGGCGUCAUUUACUGCAGACGGGAAGUACAUAAUUUGUGCAAGUGAGGAUUCCAAUGUGUAUGUGUGGAAGCACGAGGAUUCAUGCAAUGCAGUCACAGGCAUGGGUGGGAGGAAUAAAUGGGCAGCAGCGGUCACUUCUCGAUCUCACGAACACUUCCCCUGUCGAGAUGUAUCUGUCGCCAUUCCAUGGCCAGGGUCUAGCCGUGAGCAGCAGCAGCCAGUGACAUCAUGCUUGUCAAGGGUAAAGGGGGGACGGAAAUGUCCUCGAACCCCAUCCUCCUCUGCCGCCAUCCCCACCUUGGAAGACGUGUUCUUGAGCAGCAAGAGCCUUCGGCAUUUGAAGGAGGGAGAGGGCAGCAUGUCUUUUUCAGAAUCAGUUAGGGGUGUGGGGGGGCAUUCAUUCUCCUCUUCAUCUUGGUGGGAUAGUAAUAAUGAGGGAGACAUUAAUGCUGCAGCUGCAGCUGCAGCAGCAGGUUCUUCUUCUUCUUCUUCGCAGCAGGCAGCAGGUUCUUCUUCUUCUUCGCAGCAGGCAGCAGCAGCGACAGCAUGGGGUCUAGUUGUGGUGACCGGUGGGUUGGGAGGAGAGAUUCGAACUUUCCAGAAUUUUGGCCUGCCCAUCCGCCUCUAGUACCACUUCGAUUUCGAUGACACAUGACCUACCCUAAUCUUCGUUAAGCAUGUAAAAUACAUCAUUUUUUGUCUUUUUUAUAUUUUGUACUUUUUUUAAGUCGGGGAUUUGAACUUGAAAGAUCUCCAACCGGUACUAAUAGACUAUAUAGGACAAGCCCAUACAGGUUUGGUUCUCUUGGAAGAGAGGAGGAACACAGGUACAGUAAGUACACCUCAGGAGUGGGAUCAACAACCCAUUAAAAUGUUUGUUGCAAUUAAUCCUCAUUGGAAAAAUAUAUCACCACUUUUAGGGUUU